GAUUGGGGGACAAAGAAAUAAAGGAAAAGGGACCCCCCAUAUGAUUUUGAGUGAUAUGUCCAAAAUGGCUUCCUUCACUCAUUUUCCUACCAUAACUCCGACCCAAGGCAUCCAAGGAAGAGAGAGGAGGUCUGAAACUUUCCAUUUCCAUAGCCAUAAUCAAGCUCAAGCCAUAAGGAGGUCCAAGGAAGAAGAAAGAGUUAGAAAAGAAGAGAAAAACCUUGAUUAAUUAAGGAAUUUUACCAAGGUAUUCUAGACUUCUAAAGGAACCUAGGAGUGGCCGGAAAGUCGCCGGAUCCGCUGUAGUUUUCGACGGAAAAUUCAAAGGUCGCCGGAGUUCAAACAAAGGGGAUAAAAACUCGCUAGCGUCAUUUCAAGGUUGAAGCUAGAGCUUACUUCCUUCACCCGUUGCUCGGGAGAUCAAUGGAGAGAAGACGUGGAAUGGGUGGUAGCGAUAGGGCGGUUCGAGGAAAUCCGAGAGGGCGCGCACCGAGGAUAGCCGGGCAAGCCAAUCGGGGGAUAUCAAGGUCGCGUAAAAGGAGAGGUAUGGGCAAUCAAGGCCCACGAACACGAGCCACGAUGGCUGAUCACAAUGUGACUGAAUUCGAGUCGUGGAACUCGGAGGAUGACUCAACUUAUCACCCUCAAAGCGAGUCAGAUGAAACUUCCUUUGAGGAAAACAGUGGAGAGGAUAUACGUAGUAUUCCUCCGGACCAUGUUAGUGAGAUGUACCGAUGGUACCAACGUGAAAGGGGAAGACAACGACAGGGAUCUCAGGAGGGACAUGUAAGAGGCGAGACCUCUCUCAUGAGGGGUCAGGGUGCUCAUAGAGCACAAGUUAGGACAGUCAGAGAUUCUGAUGACGAAGGACCAUUCAUUAAGAUCUCAAAGUACCUCAAGGAGGCUAGAGCCUUGGGGUGCAAACCAUUUGAUGGAACGGGGGACAUAUCGGAAGCAGCCGAGUGGAUAAAAAGGUUAAAUGAUGCAGCUGAUGACAUGCAAGUGGUCCCUGAACGAAAGUUAAGGGUAGCUACUAGAUUAUUGGAGGGCUUAGCUUCUACUUGGUGGGAAGGCACCAAGGGUAAGUUUGACGGGGUUGUCACGUGGGACAACUUCGAGCAAGCAUUCUAUGAGCAGUUUUACACCUCUUUCGAAGUAAAUCGAAAGAGGAGGGAAUAUAUCGAUCUCAAACAGGGAAAUGAGUUUACGGUGAAGCAGCUGGAACAAAGAUUCCGACAUCUGGCAAGGUUUUUGCCUGAGUAUGCCGCAAAUGAGAACCGAAUGGCAAACCAUUUUUGGAAUGCACUCAAUUUGGAAAUACGCGAAAGAGCGACCUACCAAUUCAACAUGACUUUUAGUGAAGUAGUAGCCCAGGGUCUCCAGGGGGAGGAGCUUUGGAAGGAAAGGCAAGCAAGGGAUGCAAAGGAAGCACAAGAAAGAGAUCAGGUGAUCAUUCACCCUCCACGACGAGAGGGGAAGUAUGAACAUCAGAGCAAGGGGAACUCUAACAAGUCAGUUCCGUUUUUCAGUGAGAGCCAGGACUUGGUAAGUCAAAGCUCAAGCACUCGAGGCACGGGGGCACCCAAAUGCGAGAAUUGUAGGCGAAGGCAUUACGGGAGAUGUCGAGAGCCAUCUAGAUGUUACUUUUGUGGAGAAACAGGCCACAUCAAGGUCCUUUGUUCUCAACGUACGCGUGAAGGAACAUCAGGAGCUAGAGGAGGGGUCACAGGGGUUGAAAACCCAACUAGGGUUGCCUCAAACAUGGUACCUUCUACAAGUCAAUGGCGAACUCGCUCGUGAAGGCCGGGAAUGGCGGAAGCCAUUUGUUAGGCCCGACUAUGGCAUAAGGUAUUAUUAAAUUAAACCUUAAUUUCCAUAAAUAUUUUUAUUUUCAAAAUUGUUAGCUUCAGAUAAUGAAUGGAGAAAUGUCUCUCAAGAUUCAGACGUUAAUUUC
Messenger RNA from Cuscuta epithymum, 1954 nucleotides. The record is from the annotation of a GenBank genome assembly. Lineage: Eukaryota; Viridiplantae; Streptophyta; Magnoliopsida; Solanales; Convolvulaceae.